CAGUGAUGUCACUGAGAGGACAUCUGUUCGUGCGAUAGAAGCCACACUCUGUAGCUCUACUGCAACUCCAUUUAGCGACACGGAGACAGCGGGCAGGACGCGCCUGUUAGACUCCAGCUUAACAGAGGAAACUGUUCCCCUGCUGACUGUGGGUACAAACUGCACUGACUAUGUCUGAAAAAGAAAACAACUUCCCUCCGCUUCCUCGCUUUAUACCGCUGAAGCCAUGUUUCCACCAAGAUUUUGAGAAUGACAUCCCAGACCUUCAUCGGACCACUGUCAAGCGUCUCUACUCCCUGUGGAUGUUGCAUAGCAUCACUUUGGGGGUGAACCUAAUUGGCUGCUUGGCGUGGUUGAUUGGAGGAGGCGGAGCCGUUAACUUUGGCCUGGCAAUUCUAUGGGUCAUCCUCUUUACACCCUGCUCCUAUGUCUGCUGGUUCAGACCUGCUUACAAAGCUUUCAAGACAGACAGCUCAUUUAAUUUCAUGGCAUUCUUCUUCACAUUUUCUGCUCAGUUGGUGAUCAGUAUAAUCCAAGCUGUUGGCAUUCCAGGCUGGGGUGUCUGUGGCUGGAUUGCUACCGUUAGUUUCUUCAGUACAAGUGUUGGAGCUGCAGUGGUAAUGCUGUUCCCAACUAUCAUGUUCACCGCUGUGGCUAUCCUCUCCUUUGUGGCACUGACUAAGGUUCAUAGGUUUUACCGUGGUGCAGGAGGUAGUCUUAGCAAGGCUCAAGAAGAAUGGACCACCGGAGCUUGGAAGAAUCCUCAUGUACAACAGGCAGCUCAGAAUGCGGCACAAGGUGCCAUGGCACAGAAUGACCCUCAGUACUCGGCAACACCAAAUUAUGGCUACUCUAACUAAAUGUAAGACUUUUUAAAGGAACAGCAACACCCAAAAAAGAAAGUAAAUAAAAUAUAAUGUAAUGCUGCCCUGCACUGGUAAAACGAAUGUGUUUGCUUCAGAAACUCUACUAUAGUUCAUAUAAACAAGCUGCUUUGUAGCAAUGGCGGAAAUUGAAAAAAGGCUAUAUGGCACAGGUUAAAUAGUGGAUAACGGAUAACACCAUUAUGUUCUACAGAGCUUAUCUGCUGUGUAACCUGAGCCUUUUCUCCUUUUAAUUGCUGCCCCAUUGCUACACAGCAGCUUAUUUAUAUAAACAAUAGUAGUGUUUCUGAAGAAUACACAGCAGUUUUACCAGUGCAGGGCAACAAUGCAUUAUAUUUUUAUUGCUUUAAUGUUUUGAUGUUACUGUUCCGAAAGGACCAGCAAACAUACAUUCCUUGGGGAAAAGGUCAAUUCCUGUUCCCUGUGCCCUAGUACCAGAGUUGCCUUUUUUUUUUUUUUCCUCCUGUUUACCUUAUAUUAUAAAAUGGUGUGUUCUUAGGUGUGGCAGUAUAUGCGUGUCCCAGAGAGAAUGUGUCUCUGGGUACAGCAGAAUUGCCCAAGGGAAGAGUUAUGUUUACAUGCAAAUAGCAAAAUUGGAAUGACAGGUUCCAAAGUGUAUUGCUUUUAGAACAGUAUAGGAAGUAAUUGCCGCACUACUAGAUGGCAGUGGAUGUGUUCAGCACUGAACUAUCCUAGAUUAAUCUUCCCCUGACAUUUAAACUUUAGAGAUCAUUUGUGCCUACUAACAGCAGAACAAUUAUUAUAGAGUGCUUUUCUUCUAAUUCCAUAAAUCCCACUGAGAAGCCCUUUGUAUAAACAAAUCCUCCCUACUCCGGCUAGACUUUGUUAGGCCGUGAGAUAAAAAAAACAGCUCAUCAUACACAGGCUUCUCCGUGUGCUGCUGAUUUGUUUCAAUUAUGCUCAUACGGACCUGUAGUAGAUUUUCCCUAGUUUACUUCCUAAGUAAAAAAAUAGGCAAAAUCCCUAUUUAUUGAACUAAUGCUGAAAAGUGAAAAAAAAUACAAAUGGAGAUGAUGUUACCUUUAAUCUUUGGGCAAUUAUCAUUAUGAACUAUUACACCACUGCUUUGAUCCACUAAUUUAUAGAUUGAGUAAAUGAGUAUUUUUUUUUUUUUUACACUCCAGAUAUAAAGGAUGCUUGGAAAUAGUUUGCAAUUAAUCUUAUUGCUAUGAAUUAUAAUUUUUGUUACAGCAUUACAUACAUGCAUGCAUACUUAAGAAUAAAGCAAUUUCUGAUGUAUACUCCUCCACACUCAGAUGCAAAAACUAUAUAUGCCGGGGUGCUCAGUUACAACUUGCAUAUAAGAAAAAUCUUAAAACCAGCUCACCCUUAAAAAAACUCCAAUCUUUUUAUUUUUACCACAUUGUACAAAAGUCUGACGUUUCAGUCCUCACAAACCAUUCCCCUAAGCAAACAAAUAAUUAUAGUUAUGUAUUGGUGCCCUCUGCUAUUCUUAUAACGUUUUGUAUGACCAACUUUAUAGGAUCAAAUCAAUAGACAAGUCUAUUUAUCAUUAAAAAUGUGAAUUAUGUUAACUGUUUAACUUGAAUAUAAAGUAACAAGCUACAAAAAUAAGAGAAAACAGUGUAAAAUGUAAGAUUAUAAUGGAUCUGAAGUUACAUUACUGUCUGAAUUUUUGUAUACAAAACUAGAGGUAUGUGUAUUCACAGUUGUGUAUAAACCUACAUUAGGAAAUAUCUAAAGGUUGUCUGAAAUAUUUGUAAUGAUUUUUUUAUAAUUGAUUAAAUUAGGAUACUAUUUUUUCAGUAUUAUAAUCAUGGCAACUAAUUUAAAUCUUUUGCUGUACUGUAUGUCUUUCUUAUAUAUUUUUUUUUUCUAUGCAUAUUCUACAGUUACAUUUUUCAGAUCUAUAUGUAAUUAGAAAACCUCAGUUAGAACCAAGAAGACUGCAGUCGUGCAGACUGGACAAUAAAUAUAUAAAUUAUUUUCAUUUCCCUGAGCUAUAGUCAAAGCUCCCAAUGGAAGGGAUUUCAGGUUACCUCCACAGAUUUUAGCUUUGGUAAAAGGUUGAUAUAAUAUCCUAGUAUUUAGGAAAAGUGUAGGUGAAACUUUGGUAAGUUACAACUGACAAGAUGUGAUUAACAAAUGAAAUAAAUCUAUUCAAACC
Xenopus laevis (African clawed frog) is the source of this 3033-nucleotide messenger RNA. RefSeq names its product secretory carrier membrane protein 5 gene 1 L homeolog (gene scamp5.L). The transcript has 7 exons. The record is from RefSeq and is marked validated. Bases 171 to 860 code for a protein of 229 amino acids. Lineage: Eukaryota; Metazoa; Chordata; Amphibia; Anura; Pipidae.